GUGAAGAGGACAACUCUAGUGGAUAGCAGAACGUCUGUUACUGAUGUGAAAUUUGCUCCCAAGCAUAUGGGUCUCAUGUUAGCAACCUGUUCAGCAGAUGGUAUAGUAAGAAUAUAUGAGGCACCAGAUGUUAUGAAUCUCAGCCAGUGGUCCCUGCAGCAUGAGAUCUCAUGUAAGCUAAGCUGUAGUUGUAUUUCUUGGAACCCUUCAAGCUCUCGUGCUCACUCCCCUAUGAUAGCUGUAGGAAGUGAUGACAGUAGUCCAAAUGCAAUGGCCAAGGUUCAGAUUUUCGAAUACAAUGAAAACACCAGGAAAUAUGCAAAAGCUGAAACUCUUAUGACAGUCACUGAUCCUGUUCAUGACAUUGCAUUUGCUCCAAACCUGGGAAGAUCUUUCCACACUCUUGCUAUAGCAACCAAGGAUGUAAGAAUUUUUACAUUAAAGCCUGUGAGGAAAGAACUUACUUCCUCUGGUGGGCCAACAAAAUUUGAAAUCCAUAUCGUGGCUCAGUUUGAUAAUCAUAAUUCCCAGGUCUGGCGAGUGAGUUGGAACAUAACAGGGACAGUGCUAGCAUCUUCAGGAGAUGAUGGCUGUGUAAGAUUGUGGAAAGCUAAUUAUAUGGACAAUUGGAAGUGCACUGGUAUUUUGAAAGGUAAUGGGAGCCCAGUCAGUGGGAAUUCUCAGCAGGGAAACUCAAACCAUUACCUAGGUUCAAAUAUUCCAAAUCUUCAAAACUCAUUAAAUGGAUCUUCUUCUAGCAGAAAGCACAGCUGAGUACAAGCUAACUGGAGUAACUUUGCUGUUUUGCUGCUUGUUGCAUGCACACAGGAAUGGAAAGCAAGCUUCUUUUCCCCUUCCCCAGCGCCGUUUGAUCUUUCCCAAGAUAUACCAGCAGUCUGCUUACUACUAAAUGCAGUCCAAAAGGCCUUUAAAAAUACAGUGUAUUUCAUUUUUUUGUACAUGACAGUUUGUUGACAUUAUUUAAAACUUUUGAAAUAUGAAAGGACAGGCUUUUUGUUGAAACAUUGUCACCAAAACAAUUUUUUGAAAUGUUCCUGAAACCGAGUUUAAAAACAAAAAGGAUUGUUUUCAUUCUUGUAAGUAGUUGGGAGGAGGGAAAAUAUCAUUUUUAUUCCAUUUGGAGAACAUAGGAAUAUUUCUUUCAUUUUCUAAAACAAUAAGCUAAAAUGAUGAAUUUUUAUAAUUUUAAUUUGGAAAUUGAAUAAAUAUUUUUCAUAAAGAUUGUUUUGAGUGCUAAUUUGUUUACUUUUUGUAGAAUUGCUUUAUAUGUGAUAUUAUUCCAUACAACUCUGUCAUUUCUUUGUAAUAUUUAAAAAAAUAUUAGUAAAGGAGUGGAUGAGUAAAGUAGUACUAGAGUUGAGGUGAAAGUAGUAUGACUGUGUAAUUCACAGCCAAGUGGAACAUUUGGUAUUGUUUUCAUUUGGUAGUAAAAUGAAAACGCCUUUUUAAGUUUUCAGUUCAUACUCACUAGAUAGAUAAACGUUUCUGAGCUGGCAGAGUGGCUCAAGUGGUAGAUUACCUGCUAGCCAAGUGCGAGGCCCUGAGUUCAACCCCCAGUACUACAGAAAAAAAAAAAAGAUAAAUAUGUACAUGUAUAUAUUUAUGGUGUGAUUCCAUGGCUUAGUUUCCUUCAAGACACAAUUUGGAAACACUGUAAGAGAAGCAGUUAAAAUUUGUUAAAAGUGUGCAUGCAUGUAAACAAACUUACAUUCCAUGCCUUAAGGAUUUUCUUUAGUCUUUGUUUGAAUGAGUUCAUAUCCUCUGAUGCUGUGAUGCUGUGAACUUGAUAACAAAGCUAUAAAUCUUUACAUUUGCUAAAAUGCAUGAAUAAUUACGGGUAAGUUAGAAAAUGGUAGAAGAAUAAUAGGGCAUAAUAAUUCUUUGAGCCAUUUAUGUAUCAAAAUUCUGUAGUUCUUCUAAGGUUUUUGUGGAAAAAUAUGCUCAAUGAUUGUAUUUCUUCAAAAGCACGUUACAGUAGCCAGCCAUACUAUGUGAAAAUGUAUUCAUAUUGUUUUUCAGUGUCAUGUAUGCACUAAAAAUGUGUGCCUGCUGCUGCUACAGAUGGAGCACUGUUCAAAAUAAAAAGCACAUUA
Molecule: messenger RNA, 2114 nt
Organism: Castor canadensis (American beaver)
Lineage: Eukaryota; Metazoa; Chordata; Mammalia; Rodentia; Castoridae
Gene: Seh1l
Product: SEH1 like nucleoporin
Biological process (GO): cellular response to amino acid starvation; positive regulation of TORC1 signaling
Cellular component (GO): nuclear pore outer ring; Seh1-associated complex
Molecular function (GO): protein binding; structural molecule activity
Source: RefSeq, a predicted model, not a curated record